Molecule: messenger RNA, 1310 nt
Organism: Trifolium pratense (red clover)
Lineage: Eukaryota; Viridiplantae; Streptophyta; Magnoliopsida; Fabales; Fabaceae
Product: peroxidase N-like
Exons: 4
Coding region: 73-1077 (334 amino acids)
Biological process (GO): hydrogen peroxide catabolic process; response to oxidative stress
Molecular function (GO): peroxidase activity; heme binding
Source: RefSeq, a predicted model, not a curated record
ACUUUUUAGCAAUAUAAAUACAACCAUUGUUAGUAUAUUUGCCAAAUACAUUGUGAGUUAAUAACAACAAAAAUGAAAAUGAAUGAAUCAUGCAAAGCUAUUGCAUGUUUUUGGCUUAUGAGUUUCUUCAUUUUGAGUGUAGCUGAACCUACGAGGCCCCAACUGACUACAGAUUUUUAUAGGACAUCAUGCCCUGAUCUUUGGACAAUAGUUAGGACAGAGGUUCUUAAUGCAAUGAAUGAAGAGAUUCGAAUUGCUGCUUCUUUGCUUCGCCUUCAUUUUCAUGAUUGCUUUGUAAAUGGUUGUGAUGGUUCAAUUCUGCUUGAUGGCGACCAAGAUAGUGAGAAAUUUGCUACACCUAACUUGAAUUCUGUAAGAGGAUUUGAAGUAAUAGAUAGAAUCAAAACUUCAUUGGAGCAUUCAUGCAGUGGAGUUGUGUCAUGUGCUGAUAUAUUAGCCAUAGCUGCCAGAGAUUCUGUGUUCCUAAGUGGGGGUCCUUUUUGGUAUGUUCAACAAGGACGCAGAGAUGGAUUUGUGUCAAAUAAAACACUUGCAAAUCUUGCAAUUCCUUCUCCAUUUGAUACAUUAGAUACUAUCAUUUCUAAGUUUGAUGAUGUUGGACUCAAUGUCAAAGACGUUGUUACUUUAUCAGGUUCCCACACAAUUGGAAGGGCAAGGUGCACAUUUUUUAGCAAUAGAUUAUUCAACUUUUCUGGCACAGAAGAACCGGACAAUACUAUAGAAUAUGAAAUGCUUUCUGAAUUGCAAAAUUUGUGUCCACAAGAUGGAGAUGGAAACACAACUACUGUUUUAGACCAAAACUCAAUUGAUCAAUUUGAUAACAAUUACUUCAAAAAUUUACUAAAUGGAAAAGGUCUUCUUAGCUCUGAUCAAAUUCUCUUUUCAAGUGAUGAUGAAACUACUUCAACCACUAAACAAUUGGUCACAUCUUAUAGUGAAAAUGAAAGAUAUUUUUUUAUGGAAUUUGCAUAUGCUAUGAUUAAGAUGGGGAAUAUUAAUCCACUUAUUGGUUCUGAGGGAGAGAUUAGGAAGAACUGCAGAGUGAUUAAUUCUUAAUGAUUUUAAUGUUAUGGACAAGUACAAGAAUUAGGAAACAAAUGAAGCAUCUCAAAUUAUAUACUAUGAUUUUAUUAGAGUGGGGUUAUGUUGUAUAAUAAUGAAAUUAAAGUUGUGGGUGUGCUCAUGUGUAUAUUUCAUGGUUAAAAUAUUAUAGUGUUGUUUAAUACUCCUUGUUUUGUUACAAGAAUAAAGUUUGAAUAAACCUCUAAUCUAAUUCCAUUAGAUUCUUG